Molecule: messenger RNA, 2249 nt
Organism: Xiphophorus maculatus (southern platyfish)
Lineage: Eukaryota; Metazoa; Chordata; Actinopteri; Cyprinodontiformes; Poeciliidae
Gene: lctla
Product: lactase-like protein
Exons: 15
Coding region: 139-1836 (565 amino acids)
Biological process (GO): carbohydrate metabolic process
Molecular function (GO): beta-glucosidase activity
Source: RefSeq, a predicted model, not a curated record
UAUUCACAGGAAGCCUGGAGAACGCCGCAGGGCAUCCUGACUGCACCGAGCCCAGGGAACCAGAAGCUUCAGGACUCUUCCUGCGUCCCGGAGACGGACGAGACAAACACAGCAGGUGUGAAGGAAGCGAGCGGGACGAUGCUGCGGACAGGAGUGCGUCUUCUGGCGCUGGCGCUGUGUGUUUCAGCUGGUGGAGACUUUGACUGGACCAAAAAUGAGAAAACCUCUUUCUACUUCGGGACCUUCCCAACUGGUUUCUCCUGGGGAGUCGGCAGCUCAGCCUAUCAGACCGAAGGAGCGUGGAAUACAGACGGGAAAGGAAUGAGCAUCUGGGAUGUUUUUGCUCAUAAAAAAGGAAAAAUCUCCUCAAAUGAAACAGGAGACUCUUCAUGUGAAGGCUACUACAAGUUCAAGGAUGAUAUUAACCUGAUGAAGGAGAUGAAGCUGAAUCAUUAUCGCUUCUCAGUUUCCUGGCCGAGGAUUUUACCCAGCGGGUUGAGAAGUGAGCAUGUUAACGAGAAAGGAAUCAGGUAUUACAGCGACCUGAUCGAUUUGCUCCUGAACAGUAAGAUCACACCUGUGGUCACUCUGUACCACUGGGAUCUACCUCAGGUGCUGCAGGAGAAAUAUGGCGGCUGGCAGAACGCCAGCAUGGUCGGCUACUUCAACGAAUUUGCCAACUUGUGUUUUGAACGUUUUGGGAACAGAGUGAAGCACUGGAUCACCUUCAACAACCCCUGGUCCAUUUCUGUGGAAGGAUACGAAACAGGGGAGCACGCCCCCGGACUGAGGACGAGGGGCAGCGGAGCUUACAAAGCGGCUCACCACAUCAUCAAGGCCCACGCUAAAGUCUGGCACACCUACGACAUGAAGUGGAGAAGCAAGCAGAAAGGUCUGAUCGGGAUCUCCCUGAGUGCUGACUGGGGCGAACCGGUGGACGUGUCCAACCAACGGGACGUGGAAGCAGCAGAACGCUACAUCCACUUCUACCUGGGCUGGUUCGCCACGCCGCUCUUCCAUGGAGACUACCCAGCGGUCAUGAAGGAAUACAUCGGCAGGAAGAGCGGCCAGCAGGGCCUGGGCGCGUCGCGGCUGCCCGUCUUCUCGCCUCAGGAGAAGAGCUACAUCCGAGGAACCGUCGACUUCCUGGGCCUCGGACAUUACACCACCCGCUACGUCACCCAGAAGAACUACCCGUCCGGCUUCGGAGACAGUUACUUUGCAGAUCGGGACCUGGCGGAGCUGGUGGACCCAAAGUGGCCCGACCCUGGUUCUGAGUGGCUCUACUCAGUUCCCUGGGGGUUCCGGAGGUUGUUGAACUUUGUGAAGACCCAGUACGGAAACCCGAUGAUCUACGUGACGGAGAACGGCGUCUCGGAGAAGAUGCCGUGCACCGACCUGUGUGAUGACUGGAGGAUGCAGUACUUCAGGGAAUACAUCAACGAGCUGCUGAAAGCCGUUAGAGACGGAGUCAACGUGAAGGGUUACACCGCCUGGUCUCUGCUGGACGGCUUCGAGUGGGACGAAGGUUUCUCUGAGCGCUUCGGACUCUACUUCGUGGACUUCAGGAACAAGAACAAACCUCGCUUCCCAAAAGCUUCGGUUCAGUUCUACAAACGCAUCAUCAGCUCCAACGGCUUCCCCAGCCAGAGAGAGGUGGAGAGCUGGAAGAGGAAAGCUGUGGAGACGUGUUCCUCCAGCAACCAGCUGCUGGCUGCAGAUCCACUGAUUGGCCACAUGGAGAUGGUCACAGAGAUCGUUGUUCCCACCAUCUGCACACUCUGCAUCCUCCUCAGCGCCGUCUUCUUCAUGUUUCUGCUGCGCCGACGCCUCUGAGGAACGCCCGGGCCUUGCCUGUUUCCAUGGAAGCAGAACUCAGCAGGAACCAAUCAGAGCGUCUUCCUGUUGACCGCCCUGCCGUUCUGCUCCAGUCAGGUCAUCAAUAAACAGUCAGAACAAGCAGAAUAUGAUUAUUAAUCAAUAAAUGAUUAGUAAGCCUGGUUUACUGUUGAACUAAGACUGGACUGAACUGUUCAAACUGUUUCCGACUGGAACAAACAACCAGGCUGAACUUUGUUUUGACUGUUAUGAGUUUCAUCAUAUUUAAGCUUUUAUUACCAGUUGUAUUUCUAAAUUUGAUAUAACAAUAAAGUGGUUUAAAUGUGCAUAUUAAAUCUGAGGAAUGUUUAGAGGGUUUGUGUAGUAUAUAAAUGUAAUAUUUUAUUUUUCAUCAAACAGCUCAUUUACCA